This is a messenger RNA of Auxenochlorella protothecoides, 1437 nucleotides long. RefSeq names its product Ribosomal protein S6 kinase alpha-3. Gene Ontology annotation, biological process: intracellular signal transduction; protein autophosphorylation; peptidyl-serine phosphorylation. Lineage: Eukaryota; Viridiplantae; Chlorophyta; Trebouxiophyceae; Chlorellales; Chlorellaceae. Gene Ontology annotation, molecular function: calcium/calmodulin-dependent protein kinase activity; ATP binding; calcium-dependent protein serine/threonine kinase activity. The record is from RefSeq and is a predicted model, not a curated record. Bases 1 to 1437 code for a protein of 478 amino acids. The transcript is spliced from 6 exons. Gene Ontology annotation, cellular component: nucleus; cytoplasm.
AUGGGGGGCCACUACCCUGUGACGGAAUUGCGUCGCAAUGCCUCGGUCCCCUCCAUGGGGCUGCCCCGCCAGAUGCCCAGGUCCAUCAGCAUGUGCCUGCCGCCCGGCAAGCGCGCCUUUGCCGCCGAGACGGAGGGGGUGCAGAGUUGGGACGAGUACCAGUCCAUCCGCGACGCACAGGCCGCGCGCAGGCCUGCAGCCCGGCGAUGCCUGGAGAACACCCUGGAGAUCGCGGCCAGGGCGCGCUCCUUCCCCCUCACACGCGGAUACUCCAGGAGAGGGUCCCUGGACGCCCUCAACCUGCCCCCUUGCGCCAGACGGCUGGAGCCCGCCUUUGCGCCGGUGCAGCCCGAGGAGAGGGACCUCAAGCUCGUCCCCCUCCAACACCUCCUCCUCUCCCCCGCCGCCGCCGCCCUUUCCACCCUGGACGUCAAGGCCAUCAUCUGCAAGAUCGCGCUGGACCUGGACGCGCUGCACGCCCAGCGCUCGCUGCACCGCCACGUCAGCGUGGCCUGCAUCGCCGUCCCCGCCACGGGCCACCUCCCUGCCUCGCGCCUGCUGCCGCACGGCGCCAACAUCCGGUGCGAGGGCGGCGGCGGCACCGCCACCUGCCCCGUCGCAUUCCAGGGCAUGGAGCCGUACCUGGCACCCGAGCUGGCCAUGGUGGCCGCCGGGGACGAUGCGCGCUCGCCCGCCAUGCACACCCCGGCCUGUGACAUGUGGAGCCUGGGCGUCGUCCUGUUUGUCAUGCUGAGCGGCAGCCACGUGCCAUUUGGGAACCGUGGCCUGGGCCAGACCAGCAUCCCCAACAUGCCGGGACGGGGGGAAAGCGUGGACGCCUUGCAGUCCUGGCUCCAGGAGCACCUGGAGUGCAAGAUGGGCGUGGUCAACGCCAUGGCCAGGGCCGGCAGCGACACGGCGGCCUGCCGCGACAUGCGCGUGCUGGGGUUCGACCCCGGCGCCGUGGACGUCGUGCUUGGCCUGCUCCGCGCCGACCCCGCCCAGCGCCUCUCGGCGCACGCCGUGGCGCGCCACGGCUGGCUCGCCGAGGUGGCGGCCGAGUCCGCCACCUGGCGCCGCCCCGAGGCCGGCCCGGUGCCCGACGCCCAGGGCCUUCCGCCCACCCCGCCGAUCCCCCCGGCCCAGCCGCCGCCGCCGGCACUGAGCGCCACGCACGCCUCGCCCGACCCCCUGCCGCCCAUCGCCCCGGGCACCCUGGGCUGGCUGGCCCGGCCCACCUGCACGGGCCCCUGCCCUGCGCUGGCCACGCUGCACCCGGUGGUCCUGCUGGGUGCCGGGCCGCAGGUGGGGACGCAGCCCGUGGGCCUGACCCGGCUCCCGCCAGACCCGGGCUCCUGCACGCUGCUGGCAGACGGCAGCUGGUGGAUCCCGGUGCCCGUCGCGGCGGCGUGCCAGCGGCUGCCGACCUCCGCCUGA